GCUACAGAUAUUGACUAUAUGAAUACUCUUAACACUGAUUAUAAUAAACAAGGAGGCGUUUCAACUAUAUCAGAUAUUAGCUCAGAUAUUGACCUUAUUGCAGAAGAAAUUGAAUCUACCACUUCUCGAGCACCAAAAAGAUAUCGUAAUUUAACAUCCAAAAAUUCUAAUAAAGAUGAUGAUCCUAAUUUUAUUACAAAAGAAAAACCAGUAUCUGAUACCGAACAUACUCAAAAUAAAAAAGAAAAAGAAAAAGAAUCUAGUGACAUUGAAAUCUUAGAAGAAUCGGAUCUUAGAGAACAAAGAAAAAAAGGAAAUAUGAAUGAAAAAACAGCAUAUGAUAUUAAACAUACUCAAAAUAAAAAAGUAAAAGAAACUUUUAUGGAAAAUGAGAGCAGUGUUGAAGAUGAAGAAAAGGAACCUAGUGACGAAGAUGAAAUUUUAGAAGAGUCAAAUAAUUCAAAACUCAGUGGACAAAAGAGGAAAAGAAAUAUGAAAGAAGAACAAGCAUCUAGUACUAAACGAACUAAAAAUAAAAAAGGAAAAGAAACUUUUAAACCAAACAUUGAAGGUAAUAUGGAAAAAGAGUGCAAUCUUGAAGAUGAAGAAAAAGUGCCUAGUGGCGAAGAUGAAAAAUUAGAAGAAUUAAAUAAUGAAAAAAUUAGAGGACAAAAACGAAAAAGAAAUAUGAGAAGAAAAUAA
Messenger RNA from Racocetra fulgida, 702 nucleotides. NCBI's taxonomy places the organism in Eukaryota, Fungi, Glomeromycota, Glomeromycetes, Diversisporales, Gigasporaceae. The record is from the annotation of a GenBank genome assembly.